This is a messenger RNA of Eurytemora carolleeae, 2812 nucleotides long. RefSeq names its product Niemann-Pick C1 protein. The record is from RefSeq and is a predicted model, not a curated record. Lineage: Eukaryota; Metazoa; Arthropoda; Copepoda; Calanoida; Temoridae. Gene Ontology annotation, cellular component: membrane. The transcript is spliced from 20 exons. The coding region runs from base 1 to 2046 and encodes 681 amino acids.
AUGACUUCUAAAACAAUGCCUGUUAAGAAAACAAGAUUACUUUUUCUCCAGGUGGAUGCAGAGACUGAAGAGUUCGAAUCCGCUCUUGCCACCCUACUCCUCAAUACCAGGGAUAUAGUAUCUAAGGAGUUCAAAGUCGAGGUGAACGUUGCCAGCAGUUUUGCACAGAUCGCCUCCUCAACCAUCCUAGGAGACGUGACAAACUUUGUGGUUGGGUUCUUCAUAGUCUUCAUAUACGUUAACAUCAUGCUCGGCAGAUUGAACUUUGUAGAGCAGAGGAUGUUUCUAUCGCUGAUGGGACUGAUGAGUGUCGGAAUCUCAAUAUUUUUCUCCUACGGUGUAUGUUCUCUAAUGGGUUUACAGUUUGGUCCUCUACAUAAUAUCAUUCCGUUCCUUAUUCUUGGUAUAGGAAUUGAUGAUAUGUUUGUAACAACACAAUGCUUCAGCAAUCUACCAAAGGAUGGAAAGGAGAGAAGUUUGCACGAAAGAAUGGGCUGUGCAAUGAAAAAUGCCGGCUGUGCGAUCACCAUCACUUCAAUUACAGAUUUUAUCGCAUUUAUAAUUGGUGGUACAACUGUGCUUCCGGCGUUGCGCUCAUUUUGUAUUUUCUGCGCCAUUGGAAUUUUAGCAGUGUACUUUCUCCAGGCAACCUGGUUUAUUGCCUGGUUCUCCCUGGACCAGAGAAGGAUUGAAGAAAAGAGAAAUGGAUCAAUUCCUUGCUACGUUCAUGUCAACUACACACCAAACAAGUUAAGUCAGCAGAAUAUAGUUGCAACCAUGUUCCAGCAUCUAGCAGAUAUUAUACUCAGAAAACCAGCAAAGAUUAUGCUUCUAUUCCUUACGGCAGCGCUUUUUGGAAUAUCUAUCUAUGGAAAUGUUGAGCUCAGACAGGAAUUCAACCCAAUCUGGUUUCUACCCUCGGACUCGUAUAUUGCACAAUGGCACCAUUUCAACUCCAUUUAUUAUCCGUCUAGGGGGGAGCAGGUGACAGUUUUUAUUGGAAACCUUGACCUUCCGAGGGAACUAGUAAACCUCGAACAUAUGCAUAGUGAAUUGUUGGAGCAGAAAGACAUAAUUGCUGAAAUAGACAGCUGGUAUCUUGGGUUUAAGAACUACAUGGAAACAAACUUUUUAAACGGAAAAAGUUUGUUUGAAUUGGAGAAAGAUGAGUUUGACCGGAGGCUGACGCAGUAUCUUUUCAGUCCAGGAGGAAGUCAACAUAGAUUCCUUUUCCAGUUCAAUCAUCACUUAGCCUGCGGUGAACCUUCCCCUACUCCUCAGCUCUCUAUACUCAGCUUCAAGCACAGACUAAUGUCUGGACCAGAGGAACAGAUCCCUGCUAUGAACCGUGUUAAGACGAUUAUCAGAAACUCAAACUUCUCCUCCAGGGUGUUCCCAAUGGCUCAAGGAUAUGCAUCCUGGGAAACAGAUGAGGUAAUCUCUGUUGAGUUGUACAGAAACAUGAGCUUGGCUCUUGGUUGUAUAUUCAUUACAACCUGGAUACUUCUAUUUAACUUCUGGGCCUGUAUCAUGGUUUUGAUAUCAGUAGUUGUGACACUGGUCAAUGUCGCAGGAUUUAUGCAUUUCUGGGGGCUCACCAUUGAUACAGUUUCAUGUACAAACCUCAUCAUUGCCAUUGGUUUGUGCGUUGAUUACUCGGCUCACAUCACGCACACCUUCAUGGUAAACACCGGGUCGAGGGAGAGAAGGGUGAAGGACGCCUUGAUAAAUAUAGGUCCUGCUGUUCUUAACGGAGGAUUCAGCACAUUCCUGGCAUUUAUUCUGCUCGCAACAUCUAAAUCUCAUGUCUUCACUUCUUUCUUCAAGAUAUUCUUUCUUGUGGUUCUGUUUGGAUUGUAUAACGGUCUUAUCCUUCUCCCUUUACUUCUCAGCAUAUUUGGCCCGAGAUCGUAUAAUCACGAUGUUAGCAGUACGAAUACCUCUGAUGAAAUUGAACCCCUGAAACCGAUGAUAAAACAGUCCGUCGUUCAAAAAGAAAACCAAAGUUCUGAAACGCAGGUUGAAAGGAGUAACUCUAAACCAUGAUUGUGAACUAGUGAAAUACCAAAGAAGUUUAUUUUAUAAAAGAAUUUAAAAACUGAUUUGUUACACAAAUUAUUCAUCCUGUUCAACUAGUUAUAAUCGGAUCCAAACAGCUAGCUCUGUGUUGACUGCAUAUUCAUACAGAGAAAAAUUGAUGAUAUGUCGUCUUUGUACAUUACUUGUUUUUAAUGAAUUAGCAACCUAUUCCAAGUUUUAGAACUUGUAUUUCAAUAUGUUUAUUUUUUUGAUCCACUCCUUAUCUUUUCUAUGCAUUGAAAUUAAGGGCUAUUUAAGGGUGUCCCAAUAAACAUGGGAAUUAAGAGACGUCUUGAAAGUCGUCUUUGAUUUCUGAUAUUUUGAAAUAUCUCCGUCAAUUUUGAAGAUACAAAAAUGGUAGAAAAUCUCAAGACCAGGCGUUUUCGAUAUUAGAUGUUUAAACUGGAAUAUUGUAAUAAUUGUGUUAAUGAAAUAAUGCCGCAUGGAUCAUAAAAAAUAUAAAAGAUGUCACUGAAUUCCCAUGUUUUUUGUGACACUCUGUAGUAUUUUUUAUGAAAUGUCAUUGAACUGCGACAAGAACCACUACGACGUCAAAAUUUGUCUGUUUUUUUUUGUAAAAAAAAUCCUAAGGUUAAAUUCACAUCACUGAAUUUUGUAUAUUUAUAUCUCUGUAUUCAUGUUUAUUGUAGUUUGUAAAGUGUUAGUUAUGUAAAUUAUCUCAUGACCUUAAAUUUUUGUGAAUAUACAUCUAAAUAUUGUAUAUAAAUAGUAA